Molecule: messenger RNA, 1252 nt
Organism: Brassicogethes aeneus
Lineage: Eukaryota; Metazoa; Arthropoda; Insecta; Coleoptera; Nitidulidae
Source: the annotation of a GenBank genome assembly
AAAUAAAGUGCCGCCAACAUAAAACAAACAAAAACCCUGCGAUAACAAUCAAAACAACGCCAUCAAUUAGGUGUCACAUUGGCAGCCAUGCAAAACCCACGUGCGUUUUGACGUUUAACAGCCAUAACCUCACAAUAUACGAAAAUGACAGAUUUGCCUGAAUCUAAAAACUUUAAAACGCUUUAUUCCUACGACACUGUGUACUGCGCGGAUUCCCUGGAGUGGUGCCCCUUCGAACCUCAUCAAAAUUUGUUUGUAUGUGCUAAUUACCAGCUGUUAGACGCGGAAAAUAAAAAUGAUGAUUUGCCCAAGGAGAGAGUUGGGAGGAUAUUGUUGUUCUCCGUGGAUAAAGAUGAUGGGUUGAAAUUGUUGCAGACGAUAGAUACUGCAGCAGUUUUGGAUCAAAAAUGGUGUUGUCAAAAAAUUGGUGAUGACUCUUUACUAGGGGUUGUAAAUGCUAAAAAUACGCUUGAAAUCUACAAAUUAACUACAAAUGAAAGUGAAGGUGUUAAAUUGGAGUUUUUUACGAGUUUUUCAACCGAAGUUGAAGCUACAGAAACAUUGUUUUUGUCUUUGGAUUGGUCCAUAGGAAAGUUUAUUAAUGACAGUGUUAAGAUAGUGUGUUCUACAUCUAAAGGGGAUGUUUUGUUGUUUGAGUUAAUAAAUAGUAAAAUAAAAUUGUUAUUUAAAUGCCAUUCACAUGAUUAUGAAGCCUGGAUAGCAGCUUUUUAUUAUUGGGAUCCAAAUAUAUUCUUUAGUGGUGGGGAUGAUUGUGUAUUCCAUAAAUACGACUUAAGAGUAGGAAAUUCUCCUAUUUCAAAAAAUAGAUCACAUGAAGCAGGGGUUACAUCUAUUCACUGCAACAUCUCCAAAGAAUUUAUACUUGCCACAGGUAGUUACGACGAAAAUAUAAGGAUUUGGGACAUAAGAAACAUAAAGCAGUGUACAUCUUCCAUAAAAAUGCCUGGACCUGUUUGGAGGGUGAAAUGGGACCCAUUUACUCAAAACAAUUUAUUAUCUGCAUGUAUGUUGGGUGGGGUACAUGUGAUAAACGCUGAGAAUAUUGAAAAUUUAGAAAUUGUGGAUAGUUUUUAUGAACAUAAAAACAUUGCUUACGGUGCUGAUUGGUGUUACUUACCACAAGACCGAAUAGAUGUGGACUUUAAUUUGAGUGAAAGUUGUAUUAUAGGUUCUUGUUCUUUUUAUGAUCAUUUACUGUGUGUUUCCAAAAUAAAAUUAAAUUUAAACUGAA